Molecule: messenger RNA, 6560 nt
Organism: Dreissena polymorpha
Lineage: Eukaryota; Metazoa; Mollusca; Bivalvia; Myida; Dreissenidae
Product: intersectin-1-like
Exons: 14
Coding region: 318-5702 (1794 amino acids)
Biological process (GO): positive regulation of Rho protein signal transduction
Molecular function (GO): guanyl-nucleotide exchange factor activity
Source: RefSeq, a predicted model, not a curated record
UUAUAAACUUUGAGACAAUAAGAUUUAUUUUAGUGGCUUUUAUUUUAAGAGCUUCGUAUCAGUUGCUUUGUGGGGGAUUACAAUUUGUAUUAGAGAUUAUAUAUUGAAUAAAAUAUGUAAAAAGACUUGGUUCCUGACAAAGAUGUAUCUGGACCCAACAUAGCAUAACCAGAGAGUAAUGCAGAGGCCACAACUUCAUAUAUCCUCACACUGUAGGUCCUUUGUUCAGCAACUACUGCCAUGUUGCUUAGCAACAACAUCCACAUCCGUGACCACAGCAACAACAACCCAGUUUUGGUAACUACGGCUGGGAAACCAUGGCAUCCAGCAAACACUUCCUGGUCCAAAAAUACAGCCUGGCCCCAAAUCUUUCUGGGGCAAAUGUUCCGUGCACUAAAAUGUUGCUAGGUCGCACUGACUCACCCUUGGAUAUUGAGCCACCUGUGUCCACGACAACAUCACAACAGCAGAUGUUGGAUCCUUAUGCGUCUGUUACAUCGUUCAAGUAUUAUGACCGUUCUGAGCUAUCAGCUUCCAAUGAAGGUCACAAGGUCGUUUCCAAUGAGAUGAAUCCUGACAGCCAUUUUCAAUACUUGGAUGACACCAUUGUGUCUGCUUAUGAAAGAAGCAAACCAUCACUUCCAGUAAAACCUACUGUUGCCAGACCAUCUAAUUUACAAGGAGCUGUACAACAGAAGGACAAACAAAGUAUGCGCGAUUUCAAUCCAGAAGGCAUAAACAUGCAAAAGGGUUAUAAAGAAAAAACAGACAUGAAGCAUGAGUACUCUCAGAGUGAUCCACUUGGGACGCACACUUUCAAUAAGGUUAACCUUCCUGCCAAACUUAAGCCUGGUUCAGUUUUAAAUAUAAAUGACAAUUGCUGCAAAGAUACGUACAAAGAAAGUAGUGAAGAUAGUGAUAGUCUGUCAAGUGUUUUUUUUGAUGCCAAGAAAAUAGGCGACAAUAGCAGACCGUCAUCUGCUGGUCGAAGAAAACUUCCUAUCGCUCCGCAGUCAAGAUUUAAUAACAGUUUAAGCAGACAAGGGUGUUAUGUUAGCGAUCAAAAUGUUCUUUGUGCCAAAGAAGUUAGUGAUUUGACAAGCGUAAGUUUGGAUUUUGACAAAGAUGUGGCAACAAAGUUAAGUGAAAUUAUCAAAGAUGUGAAACAAAAUAAGGACAGAAAUGACAGCGGUGAUAUUAAUAGUGAAAUAGGAAUAAAACAUAGUGAUUUGUAUGUAAAUUAUUUGUCAAAUAGCUGUGAUAGAGCUGGUGAUAAUCAUUGUUUAAAAACUGAAUUAUUAGAGGGAAAUGAAAAUGACUCUGACGUACAAUUUAGAAAAUGUAUUGAUAGUAGGGAAAACAUCAGGGAGUCAAAGCUUGAAUGUGUGAACGAAAAUAUAUAUGAUUCAAAAGUAAACACUGUAAAAGACAAUAAUGAAUUAAUAGCUAGUGCUCAAACUAACAAUUCUCCAAAAGUUGGUGAUUUAAAUAGACCUGAUUCUGGAAAUAUAAAGAAGGAAAUAAUGGUAUCAGAUCCUAGUCAGCAGUUGGUGAAAGAAAUGGCAAGGAGGGUGAAAUCUAAACUGGCAACUAAAUUGGCACUGGCUGAAAAAGUUGAGUCAUUGGGACCAGAGCCUGCUUUCUGCCAUAACAGUUCACAUAGAAAAAAUAUUGACAGUGCUAAUGAAGUGGCCUCUAGCAAGGCUGAAACUGCAACAACUGAUAAAUUCUUUAAUUUUGAUGCUGAUGUUAUUCAAGAGUUAACUGACAGUGUCAUGACGAAAACAUCUAAAGUCAAGGAGGAUGGGUCCAGAAAUUCCAAAACAAGUAAAAAAAUUAUGGAGCAUUUUAAAGAAUUACCAAAAUCAAGAGUUAAUGAGGAACUUGUUAAUUACGAUUCAAUGUUCAAAGAAAGUUUCGAAGGAAAAUCUGUUUUUGAAAAACUUGUGAAAGAAACCAAAGAUUAUCAAAAAGAAAUAAACGAGAAAAACAGUUUAUUGAGUGGUGAUAAACAAUAUGUGCCUAAUAAACCCAAAGUUGAACGAACACCUUCAUACAAGAACAAAGUUAUAGCAAGAGCAAAAAAUAAAUAUCAGAAGAAGAGUUCAAUGCACAAAGAAUGCUCCUGUCAAAAGGAUGAAAAUGGAGCCCGCUUGUUGUGUGAGUUCUGUGUGUUGUACGAACAUAAGAGGCGCAGCAAGUCGAGUUUGGGUAACAUGUCAAUAAAUAAAAUUGGUGAACAGGAUGAAAGUGAAAAUGUUGUGAUUAAGAGUCCAAGACGCGCUGUAACACCUGGCGGAAUGUCUGUGAUGUCAAGUGGAAAAAGUCCGCGUCCUGUGAAGAAAGUUCACGUGUCCUCAAGAGUUGAUGUUUUGAUGAGCACAGACUUAUUCAGGAAACAUCUUCAAAAGCACGAGGACUUGCUUACUCAGCACACAAAAUUACAGCGGGCUGGAAUGCGAAAAUCUAUAUCCAACCUGGAUCUGACUAAAUCUGUAUCCAACCUGGAUCUGACUACUGGACUUGAGGGAGACAGUGACUCUAAUAGUGUGUUAAGCUUUUUGAAUGUGGAUAUAGAUGAUGUACAUGUACAGGGUACCAAAGAUGCAAAUAUUAAUGUAGAUAAUUUGAGUGUGAACGAUAGUGCUGAAAAGGUGGAGAGUAAAUCUGUAAGUGCUGUUGAGGGGGUUAGAAAUCAGACUGGAAAGAAGAAAAGUGCUAGUAGAACAUUGCCAAAGACAGUUGGGAAGUCUCGUCUUUCAUCAAGUUGUAUGAAUAAUAAUACUGUUUCCUCUAAAUAUGCCAUACCAACCCUAGAUGAGUUUAAGAAAUCAAAAACCAGUCCAGCACUUCACCGUGGAUGGGAUAACACAAAUCAAUUAAAUUCCUUUAAUGAAAUUAUCAUGCAGAAACAAUCUGAUUUUAGUGAUAACGUAGAUGAAUGUGAUAAUUUUAAGAAAACAGACUCAGAAUGUGCCAAUAAUGGCACUAUACAGGCUGAGAAGAAUUUGAUUUUACACAGUCCUCAAGCUGUAGAUGAUAUAAAAGUGUCUAACACUGCUCAUAUAUCUGAGGACUUUGAACAUGAUACAAUUAAUAUCGUUAAACAGAUCCCUGAGGUAAUUGAGGUGCAAAAAGAAUCCACAACGGCUUCCUUGGAAACUGAUUGUCAGGGAGUUGAACUACAGCAAAUACAAAACUCCAAAACCAGCCAUGGUGAAAGUAGAUCAGUACAAACAGCUCCAAGCAUGCGCUUGAAACAGAGGAUGCGUCCUAAACUGAAAUCCAGGACAUUGUCUAGACUUGAACUGGAAAACGAGGAGUCCCAAAUCCUCUCAGAUACUAGUGAGCCUUCAGGGGCUUCUGCAAGAGAGAGGCGCAAACCAGGCAGCAAGCGACCUCGAUCAUUGAUCUCGAAAAAAUCCAGCCUCAUUAAGCUGUUGCAAGAGCAAGAAAAUGCUGCAAAUGGGUCUGAAGUGUUGGAUUCUUCUGAUUGCAAGUCCAUUCAAGACCGUCCAAAGUUAAAAGUCAUGCAUUCUGUAGGUCGCUCUAAAUCAGACACUCAUUUUGAAACUGACCGGUCAAAACUCAGCGUCAAGUCGGCUUUCCGAAGUGGGAGUUCCUCCAGUGAAAACAAUAGUUUUGUAAAUUCCAAGGGAAAGAACUCUGUUUGUUUUGACCUGGAGGAUGAGAGUAGGUGCAGUCCCUUUGAUAUUGGUGAAUCUGAGACCUCAACCUCCAUAGCUGGCAGUCUGUCUGACAGCAUUAGAUCAGAGCUGGUCACAGAUGAGCCAGGAGAGCUUUUAGUAGACACAGAUCAUGGAACAAAGCAUCUGAAUCACUCGGAUCAAGAUGGUGGUGAUCCAACUUCCUAUCUCAUGGGGAUGGAACAUACGACCCCUGUCGGUCGUUCAACCUCUGAUGCAUGUAAGAUAACUCUAGAGGCAGCUCGGAAGCGGCGAGAACGCAAGGAACGACCCUACAAAUCAGACCCGUUUUCUGGAACAGAAAUAAUACCUGCAGCAAAGCGGUGUGCCCUGAGAGAAGAACGAGAACGUCUGGGUCGUCACCACGCGUCGCUAACAGAGGCGCCAUCAGAUGAGAUCUUUUCUUUCCUCGGUGAUCUGGGACCUGGCGAGAGUUAUCCCAGUCUUGAGGAGCUUCAGGAAGGGGCGGAACAGUUUUCACCGCUGUCGACGUCCAUUUCUCAAGAUGCUGAUCAACUCAUUAAAGUUCGCAAGAACCCAAGCAAUGUUAGCUCCCUGAGCACCGACAGUGGUGUGAUUGGUCAGGACGGGUCGCAUGACUCCCAGCAGAGCAGCCCCACGAACACGCUGUCACACUCCAUGUCAGAGAGGCACAGGUCGGCAUGGCAACACCACCCGCUGCCCGGGCGAUCACUUAGCGUCAGCUGUGGGGACCUCUCGUCUGAUGUGGCAAGCGAGUGUCCCGAGUGCAACAGUGCAGAUCAGGUUACCACGGAAAUGCGAUGCCCAUCUUACCAACUGUGCACACGCUGUUGCCAACGACGACUGGAGAGGAAGAAGACGAUACAGGAAGUCAUGGAGACGGAGGUUAACUAUGGUCGUGACCUUUCGCUUUUGAAAGAGGAGUUCUAUCAGCCGAUGCUGAAGGCGGGACUUCUAACGCAGGAUCAACUGGACACCGUUUUCCUCAACCUAGAUGAGCUGAUUCAUGUUAACCGACACUUCAUCUCAAAACUACGAUCUGCAAUCCACUCAGCAAAUGCUAACAAUGAUAAUGAUCUACAGGAAGUGAUGAUUGGAAAUCUGUUUCUUGAGUCCUCCACAAUGUUCCUAACCUUUGAAAACUACUGUGUUAACCAGUCCCAGGCGCCGGUGUUACUAGAGCAGUAUGAGAGAGAGAAGGAGCUGGUUCGAAUCUUCCUGCAGGCCUUGCAGAAUGACAACCAGCAGCUACGACGCAUGCACCUCAAGUCAUUCCUUAUGGUGCCUGUACAAAGGAUCAUGAAGUACCCCCUCUUGCUGGACCGACUAUACAGGAACACGUCUGGUUGCCACGGUGACAAACUGUGCCUUCGGGAGGCCAAAAACAAAAUAGAGGACAUUCUAACUCACAUUAAUGCGCGGUCACAGACCACAAUUAUAAGUCGACAGAGGAAGGCUUCAUCAGUGCGCAAGACAUCGUGCUCAGUGAGUGUCAAGAUGGAGGUGUCUCGGGUUGCCUUGGAAACGCUGAAGUGGAAGCGGAAAGAAGUGUGCGACAUCAUCUCUGGUCAGCUCCUUGUAACGCAACCUCUGGACCAUCUAUGGGCCUCCAAGCGAUGCAAAAACUACAAAUUUACCAUGGUCUAUGGAGUGCUAAUGACCUCAUUGGAGACAAUCAGUGAUCCACAACUGAAUGAUUCCAACGUCAUCAAUGACAACAACAAUGGCCAAGUGAAGAGUGCGGCAGUCGUGUUAAUUCGGGAGAAGGGGGGCAGGUUCCAGGUUUUCAGGGAACCAUUCAUGCUGGACAAAUGCAUCGUGAGCCAGGAUAAGGACUUCCUGGAAGUGUUUGAGAUCCUUGAAUGGAACAAGGACGCCUUCAUUGUAAAGGCAGAGACCAUACACGAGACUAAGCUAUGGUUACAACAUCUUCGCCAACAGAUGAACCGCUUGGGCAACUGGCGUAAGCGACGCAAUGCCAUGCCAAACAUUCUUCUCAACCAUAAUCACUGAUCAGUUUUUUUGAAAAUCAACUAAGCCAAAAAUCAUUGAUUACAGUGCUUUUCACCAUAAAAAUGGACUCCUGUUUUUAAUGUAGCAAAAAUGACCAAGAACUAAAAAAGAUUUGAUACAAGUCUUCCAAGAAACCUUUUGACAUCCUAGUUAUUUAGAAAUAAGCACAUAUUGUUCACAUUGUUUACUAUUUGGACAAGACUGACAAGAACAUUAACAAAAUGUAGCCAUAGAAACAAAUCAAGCAUAUUCAAAUAAAUACAACAGUUUCAGCAGCGGAUAAAUAAAUCAUACUUCAGAAAUUAAAAUAUUAUUUGUUUAUCAUUAAAAUGAUCUUUGUCUGAAAUAACAUAUUUCGUCCUUUAUGAACAAUAUGUGAUAUGAGAUUCUUUAAUUUCACAACAUGUGUCAUAAUAUUAAAUGCAUUUAUCAAAUAUCUGAUGCGCUCUUUUGUACUUCUUUGUGAUGUGUGAUUUGGUACUAUUUACCAUGCAUUCACCUUUUAUGUAUCUAAAUAUUCCAAGUAACAUUUCUAUGUUACUAUCAAUUAUCAGUCGCACCUUUUGUUCUUCAUGUAAGAAAAACUUUAAAAAAUAAAUAAAUAAGUCUAUACAAAUAGAAAAUAAAAAAAGUAUUUUUCACUUUUAUGAAAUUUCAUUCAGCUGACAGAAGUUGCCUGCUAAAACACUAAAAACUCCCCAGAAAUCUUGCCUUUAUGCUUUCGUGUAAAAAUAAUAUUUAUUAUUUAUUUCAUUUGUUAAUGUGUUUUAUAAGAAUGUCAAUGUUAUGUAAAUAGUUUGCAAUUUGUUAUGUUAAUGCAUGUCAUGUUAAACUUGCAUGAAUAAAAGUGUCAAAUGA